AUGUAUGGGGUUAGACCAUCAGGGCAGUUCGGCGGCCUCGCUGAACUCGGCGGAGCGCCCCUCAUCAUCAUACAGGACCAGCAAGAGAAAAAGAGACUGACCGGGCACGAAGCACAUAAAGCAAACCUCAUGGCGGGCAUUAAGGUAGCGGAGACGGUGCGUACGUCAUUCGGACCUAAGGGGAUGGAUAAGAUAGUGAUAUCGCAGGACGGUGAUGUGGUGGUAACGAAUGACGGUGCGACGAUUUUGAAGAAGAUGCCGGUAGAGCACGAGUGUGCCCGUUUGUUGGUAGAACUGUCACAGUCGCAGGAUGACCAGAUCGGUGACGGGACUACGGGUGUGGUGAUUUUGGCUGGUGCAUUGUUGCAGAAGGCGUUGAAAUUGCUGGAUAAGAAUCUGCAUCCGAUAAAAAUUGCGAACGGGUUCGAAAAGGCGAGUCGGGUAGCGAUUGCGCGCUGUGAAGAGGUUGCGAGCAGACUGAGCCUGGAGGACGAAGAGGCACUGGUCAAAGCGGCGAAAACGUCGCUGUGUAGCAAGGUGGUCUCAUCGGAGAGCGAGAAGCUUGCGCGCAUCGUGGUCCAGGCCGUCCUGGCUGUCGCAGACAAAGAGCGCGGAGAUGUCAACUUGGAUUUGAUCAAGGUGGAGUACAAACCCGGCGGCCGUCUGGCGGAUACAAAGUUGGUCGAUGGCAUUGCGCUGGACAAGACGUUUUCGCACUCACAGAUGCGUACCGAAAUCCAGGACGCGAAAAUCGCCAUUUUGACCUGUCCCUUCGAACCGCCUAAACCCAAGACCAAACACAAGCUCACCGUGAAGAGCCGCGAGGCGUAUAAAGAGCUGGUGGACAAGGAGCAGGAGUACUUCAAGGACAUGGUGGCCAAGGUCAAGGCCUCGGGCGCCAACGUGGUCAUGUGCCAGUGGGGCUUCGAUGACGAAGCGAACCACCUGCUCUUCCAAAACGACCUGCCCGCAGUCCGCUGGGUCUCGGGCAAUGAGAUCGAGCUCAUCUCCCUGGCCACUGGAGGACCGAUUGUGCCGCGGUUUGAAGACCUGACGCCCGAGAAGCUCGGCACGGCCAAGUGUGUGCGCGAAAUCAGCAUGGGCACCGAAGACGACCGUCUCGUCCUCGUUGAAGGUUGUCCAGGGGGUCGCGCAGUCACCAUCCUGAUCAGAGGCAGCAACCUCAUGGCCACCCAGGAGGCCAAACGCUGCAUACACGACGCGCUUUGUGUCGUACGCAACCUCGUAGCCGAUACACGCGUGGUCCCCGGCGGCGGCGCCGUCGAAACAGCCUGUUCGCUUCGGGUGCUGGAAGAAGUUAAAAAGACUACCGACCUGGACCAACACGCCAUGGAGGCCUUUGCAGAAGCACUCAUGGCCGUGCCCGAAGCUCUCAGCGAAAACACCGGCCUAAACGCUGUCGAAACUCUCGGCAAAUUACGCGCCGAACAACUCAAUCAAAAGAACCCAAAUCUCGGGGUCGACUGCUAUCAAGGACAAGUCACCGAUAUGCUCGCCAACCAAGUAUACGAAAGCCUCAGCAGCAAGACACACCAAAUCGCGCUCGCCACACAAGUCGUCAAAAUGAUCCUCAAAAUCGACGAUAUCAUCGUACCCAAUUCAGACCAAUAG
Molecule: messenger RNA, 1632 nt
Organism: Gregarina niphandrodes
Lineage: Eukaryota; Apicomplexa; Conoidasida; Eugregarinorida; Gregarinidae
Product: putative chaperonin containing T-complex 1 delta subunit, tcpd protein
Exons: 2
Coding region: 1-1632 (543 amino acids)
Biological process (GO): protein folding
Cellular component (GO): chaperonin-containing T-complex
Molecular function (GO): ATP-dependent protein folding chaperone; ATP binding; ATP hydrolysis activity
Source: RefSeq, a predicted model, not a curated record